Penicillium waksmanii is the source of this 1653-nucleotide messenger RNA. RefSeq lists its product as uncharacterized. NCBI's taxonomy places the organism in Eukaryota, Fungi, Ascomycota, Eurotiomycetes, Eurotiales, Aspergillaceae. The transcript has a single exon. The record is from RefSeq and is a predicted model, not a curated record. The coding region runs from base 1 to 1653 and encodes 550 amino acids.
AUGAUUUCCAAGAUAGCGCCCGUGGUGGAGCCGAAUUUGUUCGACAUCUAUUUGGCGUGGAGUGAUGCGUGGCUCUUGUUUGAUGACAAUAGCAAGCGAAAUUCCGCUUCUUACACAUUGAGCCUUGAAGAUCUUGCAAUGUUAUUUGAAGAAGGUAGCAUCGAUCGACUCAUUCACUACGAUCAGCUUAUAUUGGCCAUUUCUUCAUUCAAACACCAUAUAAAACUUGGUAACAUCAGCUUUGGAGGAUCUCAUCCACCAUCCUGCGAUGAAACCAAUCUGACUUCCCAAACAUACAAUCCCCAGUCAAAAUGCGACUGCGAAACGACGGACAUAACCAAACUUAAAAAUGGUCUGCCCAUCGAUCCACGAGACAAUAUAUGUGAAGCUAUUUCCGGUAUGAAGUCAUCAAUGGAGAUAGUUAUCGCACGCCAGAACGAAUGGCACAGCACCGGACUUUUUACAGCGAAGAAGCUUCGACACGCCGUGGAAGAAUUAAUACACGCGAAUAUGGACAUUCAAACUACGCCAGACACAUGUCGCGGUCCUCGAACAGCAAAUUCCAUACCCGAUAUUCGAGCACCCGACCGCCGUCCCAAUGCCAGGGUUGAUGGGAGUGCGACAAUCGGGAAUCAGAUAUAUCCGACCCACGAACAGAUAAAGAUCUGCGCCGACGCAAAGUACUUCGGUGUUAUGGCCUGCGGGGCAGGACUUUGCGAUGAGGGACUGGCGCGAGCGGUCGCCGAUUCCUGUAACGAUAUUUUGAUCGGCGACUAUUGCGAAGCUGCAGAUGCGGCUGGCUUGCUUUUGCUUCAGCGCGUUGGUGCUGGUGCAAUGGCGUUUUUGAAGUUAUGCAACUUAGCAGGGCGCGUGACGGAUUGGCAAUUCGAUAAUUUGUCUGCCUAUAUGAUUCAAUGUCGCGUUUUAGGACAUUUCCGUGAUCAUUCAAGGAACAAGCUUCCAGACGGAAUAUAUGGAAGCAGGAUGACUGGUCUUGGUAUCCAUCGCCAUAUAGAUGUGGCUGCCUUCCAUGGUGUGAUGACUGCGUCUCUGGCAACAGGCCAAGAACUAACCGAGAACGAGUUCAUGCAUGUGGUGGACGCAUGUGUUUAUAUCAAUGAUUUCGUUGAUUUUCGCGGUGACACUAUGCGCAAGCAACGCGAAAAUGUUAUUCUCCGUGGAAUAAGAGGAGACAUGUGCAGAUACCUUGAUCGAAUGAUCGUGCAGUGCCUCGAUUCGGUCAUCGAAGUUAUUGGGACUUCUGAGGUUGGGGCAUUAGUCGUCAUGGGUUAUUGCAAUUGGGCAAUUCUUGGGGCGCAUCACAAAGUGUUUGAAGUGUUGGAGGGUAUACGGAAAGUGAAAAAUGAUGAUGCUUGCAUAUACGACUCUCAGUUGGAUGCAACUCGUUAUGAGCGACUCCUCCGAGCAUUACAACCAUACGGCACACUUGGUGACCAGGGCCCUCGGGUUUCGAAGAAACGAGUGGAAAUGGACAAGUUAUAUAAUGUUUACCGGAAAGAUCCCACUUCGCACUUGGCAUGGCUUGCUGAUGCGACUCGGGACCUCCUACAGCCAAAGGUAUUGAGGAAGAUCAUUGAUGUCGUGCACUAUGAGUGGAGUGGUGAUUUGGGCGCUGUUGAUUAUUGUCCUUAA